AUGUCUGUGAUAGCAGUCCCACAUUUACGAAAGAAUCUGCAGUUAUACGUGUAUCACAGGCCAGUACCUGGUGUUACGAAAGUUGCUUAUUAUGUCAGAAAAAGUAGACCAGGUGUGGUAGCCUUAACUUAUGAUGAUGGACCAAGUAAAUUCACGCCAAAACUUUUGCAAACAUUAAAAUCCAAAGGGAUAAAAGCGACUUUUUUUGUAUUAGGGGUAUCGAUAAAAAAAGAUGGAGGAGUUAAUACUUUAAAAGCCGUUUAUGAUGCAGGACAUCAAAUUGCUUUGCAUACAAAUACACAUCCACAUUUGAAUACUUUGUCGCAAGCGGAUCAAAUAGCAGAGAUGAAGCAGGACCAGCAAAAUGUUUAUGAUGCUAUUGGAGUUACUCCUUUUUAUAUGCGACCACCAUUUGGUGAGUGCGCUGAUGUAUGCCGCAAAACUAUGCAAUCCCUGAAUUACACAAUCGUAUUGUGGAACAUUGAUUCAAAUGAUUGGCGACUUGGACCAGAACCUGGAAAUAAACAACCACAAACGACUAUCCACUUUACAAAUAUCUAUGGUCCAAUCUCAAGAGCCAAUCCCAAAACCGAUAGUUUUAUUAUUCUUCAGCAUGAUACAGACGAAACAUCCGUGAAUAUAGCACCAAAUGUAAUUGAUGCCAUUAAAGACAAAGGAUUCACAUUCGAUACCGUUGCUGGUUGCAUUGGUAAUAAUCCACCGCCUAACGAGAAUACAAACACUUCUAGCAUAGGAAAUCCGUCUACCGCUACUAAUCACAUUUCAUCUGCAUCUAGCCUAAUCAAAGAUUCAAUAACACCUGCG
Ambispora gerdemannii is the source of this 825-nucleotide messenger RNA. Lineage: Eukaryota; Fungi; Glomeromycota; Glomeromycetes; Archaeosporales; Ambisporaceae. The record is from the annotation of a GenBank genome assembly.